Molecule: messenger RNA, 7080 nt
Organism: Drosophila virilis
Lineage: Eukaryota; Metazoa; Arthropoda; Insecta; Diptera; Drosophilidae
Gene: PlexA
Product: plexin A
Biological process (GO): regulation of cell shape; regulation of cell migration; positive regulation of axonogenesis
Cellular component (GO): plasma membrane; semaphorin receptor complex
Molecular function (GO): semaphorin receptor activity; protein binding
Source: RefSeq, a predicted model, not a curated record
AUUUUGUAUUUAUAACGUUCAAUUUUCUUUGUACUUUCAUUUUAUUCACCAGUUAAUACAUCCGUUAACAUAUAAAUGCAGUAAAAACAUUUGUGAAUAUUGUUAAAUCGUCAGAAAUAAGUAUUUUUAGAAUUACAGCUUUGUGCGUAUGCUUGCGACUUUUUUGUAUAUAUCUCUUACAAUAUGAACAUAAGACAUUAUUACGAGUGUGCUGAGAUAAUAAUAAUGUAGCAUCAACUGGGAGUCGACACAAGUUGUAGAUAAAAUCUCUAUAGAUCAAAUGAAUAUGGAUAAAUGUUUGAAAAGUGGCAUUAACUGCGGCUGCUUGCAAGACAUUUAAACGCACACGCUGCAACGUUCUUUUUGUUUUAAAUAAAAUAAAAAAGCUGGAAAUAUUUGGAAGCCAAUAGAGAAUUGCGAAUCCUAAGCAAAGGAUUAUUCAUAUUUCGAUCUGAUCGCCAUUGUGGCGAUUAGCCAGCGACUGUGGAAAUGAAUAUGCUCUGUAUACUCUGUUUACUAUCAAUCACAAUUUUGGGAAAUCUACCAUCACGUUCAGCCCACGGACAAAUAUUGCACCUAUAUAAGAAAAGUAAUGAGCAGCUAAAUUCUGGAUUUACGUACGCGCAGCCGUCUGUAUUGGAUGUUCGAGCUGAUAGGAUUGGACGAAGUGCUGAAGCCCUUAGGGUUAAUAUAACGGAAACGGACCCAAAUGUGCUGACCCGUAAUGCUGGGAACUUCAGCACGAAUAUAAUUACAAAUGUAGCCAAAUUUGACACAAGACUCAACCAUCUGUUGGUGGACACAGUUACGGGCAGAGUGUUUGUUGGCGGUGUGAAUCGGUUGUAUCAGCUAUCGCCGGACCUGGAGCUGCACGAAACCGUGAAGACAGGACCACAAAAUGAUUCAGUCGAGUGCACCAUACUAGACUGCCCGCUUAAUGCCGUGCGCAAGCCAACAGAUAACUAUAAUAAGGUGCUUCUUAUAGAUCGCGCCACCUCGCGUCUUAUCGCAUGUGGAUCCUUGUUCCAGGGCACCUGUACGGUCCGUAAUCUGCAAAAUGUUAGCAUAGUUGAGCACGAGGUGCCGGACGCCGUUGUUGCGAAUGAUGCCAACUCCUCAACGGUUGCUUUUAUUGCGCCUGGACCCCCCCAGCAUCCGGUGACGAAUGUUAUGUACGUGGGCGUUACCUAUACCAACAACUCGCCGUACCGUAGCGAGAUCCCAGCCGUAGCGUCCCGAUCUUUGGAAAAAACCAAAAUGUUUCAGAUAGCAUCAUCGGCUGUUACGACUGGCACGCGAACCUUUAUAAAUUCGUAUGCCCGCGAAACAUAUCUGGUGAACUAUGUGUACGGGUUCAGCUCAGAACGGUUUUCAUAUUUCCUAACCACUCAGUUGAAGCAUAGUCAUCACUCGUCGCCCAAAGAGUAUAUAACUAAACUGGUCCGAAUAUGCCAAGAGGACUCCAACUAUUACUCGUACACUGAAAUUCCGGUGGAGUGCAUUAGUGAGGCUCAGGGCGGAACUAAAUUCAAUUUGGUCCAGGCCGGCUUUUUGGGCAAACCUAGCUCGGAUUUGGCGCAAAGCUUGGGAAUCUCGAUACAGGAUGACGUUCUCUUUGCGGUCUUUUCGAAGGGUGAAAGCAACACUCCAACCAACAACUCGGCCCUUUGCAUCUACUCAUUGAAAUCAAUUCGUCGCAAAUUUAUGCAGAACAUCAAAUUCUGCUUCAAUGGAAAUGGAAUGCGUGGACUCGACUUUAUAUCACCCAGCAUGCCUUGUGUCUUAACGAAACUGCAAACCAUUGGGGAAGACUUUUGCGGACUGGAUGUUAAUUCACCUCUCGGCGGAGAGCAGCCAAUCACAGCUGUCCCAGUGGCAAUGUUUAACACGAGGGUCACAUCUGUGGCUGCGACCAGCACCAGCGGUUAUACGGUCGUAUUCAUUGGAACCGUUGACGGAUAUAUUAAGAAAGUAGUCGUUGAAUCGGCGACCGUUGCAAAUGAAUAUGCAAGCUUGGCCGUUGAUUUGGGAUCUGCCAUUAAUCAGGACAUGCAGUUUGAUAAUCAGAACCUUUAUGUUUACGCUAUGUCCGAGCGCAAAGUAUCCAAAGUUAAGGUUUAUGAUUGUGCUGAUUUUAGGACUUGUGGCGAAUGUCUGGGUGCAAAAGAUCCAUACUGUGGUUGGUGCUCGCUGGAAAAUAAGUGCAGCCCACGCUCAAAUUGUCAGGAUGACGCCAAUGAUCCACUUUACUGGGUUAGCUACAAGACGGGCAAAUGUACGACAAUUACGAGCGUGGUGCCACAUCAAUUACAGCGUACGACCGCUCGCACCUUGGAGCUGAUCAUUGAUCAUUUGCCGCAGCUAAAAGAGAAUCUGAUUUGCGCUUUCACAACCGAGGACAAAGCCCUAUUUACAAAUGCCACAAAGAAGCGAAACGGCGUCAACUGUACCACGCCCCGCACGGACAUGUUGCCGCAAAUUGAACAGGGCAAACAUCAUUUCACAGCGAAGUUAUCGGUGCGCACGCGGAACGGUCCUGAUCUUGUCUCAACCGACUUCACGUUCUUCGACUGCAGCACGCACUCAUCGUGUACGCGCUGUGUAUCAUCUGAGUUUCCGUGCGACUGGUGUGUGGAGGCGCAUCGCUGCACCCAUGAUACGGCCGAGAAUUGCCGCAACGAUAUCCUGGUGACCGGCGUCAGCCGAAUUGGUCCGAGCUAUCGGUCCGGCCCUGGUUUCUGCCCGACCAUUAACGCCACCGGCGAUGGCAGUGAGGUUCUUGUUGCUGCUGGCACCAGCAAAUCCAUCAAGGUUAAGGUUCACAUCAUUGGCCAGUUUAUUGUGCAGACACGUUUCGUUUGCCAGUUCAAUAUUGAAGGUCGCGUGACCAGCCUAAACGCCCAAUUGCUUGGCGAUACAAUCUACUGCGACAGCAUGGAAUUUCAGUACACAUCACGAUCACCGAACCUAACCGCAACUUUUGCAGUUAUAUGGGGCGGAUCGAAGCCUCUCGACAAUCCUCAUAAUAUUCACGUUGUGAUUUAUCGUUGUCGCGUGAUGGCAGAUAGUUGUGGGAUAUGUCUUGCGCUAGCCGAGAAGUACAAUUGCGGAUGGUGUUCGUCGACGAACACAUGCGAGGUGGUUGAACAAUGUAACAAAAAUAAUGAAGGCAAAACGGAUUGGCUGAAUCGGAGCGAGAUUUGUCCAAAUCCAGAGAUUCAUUCCUUUGGUCCCAAAACUGGACCAUGGGAGGGCGGCACCAAUAUAACUAUAAAGGGCAUAAAUCUAGGAAAAAAUUAUAAUGACAUAUAUUCCGGCGUUCGAAUUGCUGGAAUUAAUUGCAUGCCAUUUCAACAGUUUUACAUUGACACAAAACAAAUUGUUUGUACUGUGGAUAGUCCCGGCGAGCAGAUGUAUCGAAAUGGGCGAAUCGUGGUUCAAAUCGGGGACUAUCGUGGCGAAUCAAAGGAAGAUUAUGAGUUUGUCGAUCCGAAAAUAUCGAAUUUUUAUCCGCGGUUCGGCCCGUCAUCAGGAGGUACCCAAAUACGGAUAAUUGGCAAACAUUUGAAUGCUGGAUCACGAAUACAGGCCUUUAUAAAUGAUCAUCUACCUUGUAAAAUCAUUAGUACGGACUCCUCGCAAGCGAUAUGUCAGACAUCGCCGUCUCCGGGUAUUAUUGAAGGACGUCUAAAAAUGUCUUUCGACAAUGGGCCGCGUGAAUUUAAUGACUAUAAUUUUAAAUAUGUACUCGACCCAACUGUUGAGCAAGUUAGCUCCGGACCCAGUGGCCAAAUUAAAGUACCAAAGGGUAUUCCUGCUGGCGGUAUUCGGAUUAUAGUUACGGGAACACAAUUUACCAGCAUACAAGCACCGAGCAUCUAUGUCUUUUACAAGGGUCAAAUGUACGCGAGCCAGUGCCGGGUUCAAUCCGAUAAUGAAAUGGAAUGCCCGUCGCCGACUAUUGAGGCAGAUAGCCAAAUUUUGGAUCCGGAGAAUCCCACGUUGCUCGAAUACGGAUUUCUCAUGGACAAUGUGCUCAAGGUGCAGAACUUGUCGAAAAAGCACAACAAUCAUUUUGAGCUUUACCCCAAUCCGGAAUACUUUACGUUCGAGGAACGUGUCAAAUACUUCAAAAGCGAGUACCUCACCAUAAAUGGUCGAAAUCUCGAUCGCGCGUGCAAGGAAACGGAUGUCGAAGUGAAAAUUGGCAACGGCUACUGCAAUAUAACGUCUCUGUCGCGUCAGCAGCUGACUUGCCGGCCGCCCACGGAAGCAGUCGCUGCCAGUAACAGUCCGAAUGGUCCGGAGGUGAUUGUACGUAUUGGAUCAUCAUUGGAGUAUCGCAUUGGCAUACUCAGUUACGAGUCAUCGAACCUGAUUAUGGAUUGGGGGGAUAACGUCGUCUUUGUUGUAAUUGCCGGCUGCGUUAUAUUCUUUCUUAUCUUUUGUGCCCUGCUUGUGGCGUAUAGAAAAAAGACCGCCGAAUCUCACCGUGAGCUCCGAAACAUGCAGGAGCAAAUGGAUAUUUUGGAAUUGCGUGUGGCUGCCGAGUGUAAGGAAGCAUUCGCCGAACUUCAAACGGAAAUGACGGACUUGACGGGCGAUCUAACGUCGGGUGGCAUACCAUUUUUGGAUUAUCGCUCGUAUGCUAUGAAAAUCUUAUUUCCCAAUCAUGAAGAUCACGUCGUCUUGCAAUGGGAGCGACCGGAAUUGUUGCGCAAAGAAAAGGGAUUGCGGCUAUUUGCCCAGCUCAUUAUGAACAAAACAUUCCUGCUGCUUUUCAUAAGAACUUUAGAGUCGAAUCGUUAUUUCUCGAUGCGAGAACGUGUUAAUGUCGCCUCAUUAAUAAUGGUCACGCUGCAGUCAAAACUGGAAUAUUGUACGGACAUAUUGAAAACAUUAUUAGGCGAUCUCAUUGAAAAAUGCAUUGAGGGCAAGAGUCAUCCAAAAUUAUUGCUUCGACGUACCGAGAGUGUGGCCGAGAAAAUGUUGAGUGCUUGGUUUACGUUUCUUCUCUAUAAAUUCCUAAAGGAGUGUGCCGGAGAGCCUCUAUACAUGCUGUUUCGUGCGGUUAAGGGUCAAGUAGACAAGGGUCCGGUUGAUGCGUGCACCCACGAGGCUCGCUACUCUUUGAGCGAGGAGAAGCUUAUCCGGCAGUCUAUUGAUUUUCGACCCAUGACCGUGAAUGCCAGCAUUAUACAACAGCCAAUUUUUUGCAACAAUUUGGACAUGUUGCCGUCACACACCGAGAACGUAUCCGUUAAGGUGCUCGACUGCGAUACGAUUGGUCAGGUGAAGGAGAAAUGUUUGGAAACGAUUUAUAGAAAUAUACCAUCCAGCCAAAGACCUCGCAAAGAUGAUUUGGAUCUGGAAUGGCGAACUGGAGCAACGGGUCGUGUGAUCCUAUAUGAUGAGGAUGCUACAUCGAAAACGGAGAACGAUUGGAAAAAGCUAAACACAUUGCAGCAUUACAAUGUGCCAGAUGGAGCCGGUCUAAGCCUUGUACCAAAGCAAAGUUCCAUCUAUAACUUUAGUAUAUUAUCUGAUAAAAACGAGAAAUCUCACAAAUAUGAAACACUGAAUAUAUCGAAGUACACCUCCUCCUCACCGACAUUCAGCCGCGCCGGAAGCCCCUUGAACAAUGAUAUGCACGAGAAUGGAAUGAAAUAUUGGCAUUUGGUCAAACAUCAUGACAGCGAUAUUCAAAAGGAAGGCGAACGUGUCAAUAAAUUGGUCUCUGAAAUAUACCUAACAAGACUGCUGGCGACUAAGGGUACUUUGCAGAAGUUCGUAGAUGACCUCUUUGAGACAAUAUUCAGCACCGCUCAUCGUGGGUCCGCCUUGCCUUUGGCAAUUAAAUACAUGUUUGACUUUUUGGAUGAUCAAGCCCUUUUGCACGGAAUAACAGAUCCCGAAGUCGUGCACACUUGGAAAAGCAACAGUUUACCUUUGCGUUUCUGGGUGAAUUUAAUAAAGAACCCAAAUUUUGUAUUUGAUAUACAUAAAUCGAAUAUUGUGGACUCCUGUCUGUCAGUUGUAGCUCAAACAUUUAUGGAUUCCUGCUCAACGUCAGAUCAUCGAUUGGGCAAAGAUUCGCCAAGCUCAAAACUAUUAUACGCCAAGGAUAUACCCGAGUAUCGCAAGUGGGUUGACCGGUAUUACAGGGAUAUUCGGGAUAUGUCAUCCAUUUCUGAUCAGGACAUGAAUGCAAUGCUCGCUGAAGAAUCUAGGCUGCAUACAACUGAGUUUAAUACGAAUUGUGCUCUACAUGAGCUCUACACUUACGCUGUUAAAUAUAAUGAGCAGUUGACGGUUACACUGGAGGAGGACGAAUUUUCACAAAAACAACGACUUGCAUUUAAAUUGGAGCAGGUUCACAAUAUCAUGUCAGCUGAAUAAGCCUCGCGUCACCAUUCUCAAAAAAAAAAAAAAAAACUGGAAACUACGAUUUUAUGCAUCUAAAAUAUGUUAGUAUGAAAGUGCUUGUGUAUUACCCAAUAAUGAUGGAACAGGAAGUCCAUUUCUUUAUAUACUCGUACAUAUACCACCUAUGCAAAAAUAUAUAAAUGUGAGUGUGUGUAAGCCCAAAUUCUUUCUCGUACAUAGUUUGUUUAAGUCCCUCAUCUAAUUAAUGUAUGUGAUGCAGCCAUAAACUUUUACAGCCGUAAAGUCGUACUGCCAUAAACUUAGCACAUUCAAACACUUACACUAAUAUCAUUCCAUUGACUAUGCUACUUGUCGAGGAAAGGAUAAAACAAAUAUGUUUUUUUUUUUGUGGGCAUGUGUGGAAUUUGCUCAUUGAUAUUUAUGUAAAAUUUUUGUAUGAUUAUUACACUAUAAUGCAUGUCAGUAAUAUUAAUGUCUAAGAAUCGAUAUUCAAUAUAUAUAUAUAAAAUAAUCCAAACGUAAAAGGAAAAAUCGACUGAUUUUAAUAUACAUUAAAACUAAUUGAUAAUUUAAUUUAAAAUAUAUAUGUAUGUAUCAAUGUAAAAUGUAAUUUGUAAACAUAAAUCUGCAUCAAAUCUGAUGAAAGAUACACAACUACAAUGUCACGUGUAGUAAAACAGACGAAAUUUUGUA